Theobroma cacao (cacao) is the source of this 1680-nucleotide messenger RNA. Its product is annotated as F-box protein At2g39490-like. Lineage: Eukaryota; Viridiplantae; Streptophyta; Magnoliopsida; Malvales; Malvaceae. Gene Ontology annotation, molecular function: protein binding. The record is from RefSeq and is a predicted model, not a curated record.
UGGUCCAGGUCCUUGUCUUUCACAUCGCCCUGAAAGCUCAAAUAGGGGGACUGGUAGUGGUACACCGUGCACAGCAAUCACACAGCUACUGAUACCCUUUGAAAUAUGGAUCAUAAAUUUGUCUCAAAUUCUUUUGAAUUGGAAAACACGUCAAGCAACAGGCUCUCUAGGGAUAAGGGGAGGAUGGAAAUGGAAGAUGGGAGGCAUGAUUUUAUCAGCAGUUUGCCUCAAGAUAUUCUGAAACGCAUCAUAUCUCUCCUUCCUUUGGACGAGGCAGUGAGAACGAGCACUUUUUCAGCUGUAUGGAGAAGCCUCUGGGUACCUGUUUUAGUACCCUGUCAUGAAGAAGCUGAAGGAGAGCUGAAAGAAAUCAUCUCUAUGCUCUCCAAGUCUUAUGAUAGUCAUCGGAUAUGGAAACUCUAUUUAAGCUACCAGGAUAGCAAGAAAGCAGCUUCAGAAACUAAGUAUGACGUUUUCGUUUUAGCUACCAAAGGGGUAGAACAUAAACUUAUCCUAGAGUUCUCUAAGAGGGAGAAAGAGGCCAAGGAUUUCCAUUUGAAGUUCAAACCAACUUGCCCUGCCUCAGGGGCAGUCAGCUUUUCCACUCUCAAGAUGCUCCGUCUUAGAUCAGUUAACAACCUCGGUAAAGAUUUGACUUCUGCCUUAUUCUCCAGUUGUAAGUUUCUUGAAAGCUUAGAACUUGAAAAGUGUAGUGGAUUGCAAAGCCUAGAUAUAGAGGCCAAUGACAACCUUCAAAGCCUGAAGGUACUGGAUUGUCCAGACAUGGUCAACAUCAGAGUCUCAGCAAGACAUCUCAGAUCGUUUUGGUAUCAAGGUGUUCUUCCUCAGGUUCAGCUGAAGAAUACCUUAGACUUGGUGGAAGUGAUGCUUGAUUUGAGAGAUGGUUUUUGUAGUUGUGAGUUUGAUUGUGAGGAUGUUGUUUCUUUCCUAACUUCUCUCAAGGAAAUUGAGAUCCUGACUAUUAGCAGUUGGCUUCUUGAGUGGUUGUGCUCAGGAGGAGUUAUCUUUUCAAGGCUGGAAUUGAGAUUCAACAAGUUAAAGGAAUUGAGCUGGAUGGAGCACUCUGGAAUGAACAAGACAAAACGGGACUCACUGGCUUGCUUCCUGAACAUCUGUCCUGCCAUGGAGAAGUUGCUAAUCAAAGUUGAUCCUGGCCUCAACUCUAUAUCUUGUCCAUAUUUUCACCAAUACUUGCAUGAACCUCACCUUUGGAUGGAUGAUGCAACGGUGAAGUCCAAUACUUCACGGCUCGAGAACCUCAAGAUUGUUGAGUUUUGGGGUUACAAAAGUGAGGAAGAUCAGUUUUUGCUGUUAGAACUUUUACUGGAGAAGGCAAACAUGCUGGAGUCAAUAACUGUUACUUCACCAGAGAAUCAUUCAUGGGAGGUUGCAAAGAUCCCUCAGAGUCAGCUAAAGCAGACAUGGAACACAAGUAACCAACGAAAGCAGAAUGCUGUUUUUUCUCUUUUCAGGGCCUUCUUUAUGGCAGUUUUUGAAGAGAUUCAUGUUGUUUUCUGUCCAGAAAAGGCUGAAAUUUGUAAUUUGAGUUGGUUUUGAAUCUAUCUUGUGCAUUUUGAUUGAACAAACUGUAUUAACAUUUUCAAUCUGUACAUGUCAAAUUGAGUAAUGCUUGCUUGCUUAAGCUCUAUUUGAUGGAUU